GAUGAAGACACAGGGUGUGUUGGUGGGGGUGUCUCUGCUGACUAGCGUAGCUCUGCUGGGACUGAUAAACGUGCGGCGGAAAGAAGAGAUGAAGGAGCAGAAACAAGUAUCGUUCGAGACGAUUAAACUGCGUGUGACCAGAGACGUACUGGGAGAGUACCAACACGAGGUGAUCAGAGCCCACAACCUGCUGGACAAGACCAAGGCUCAGGUGGACACUCUGGGGUCAGAACUCCUCCCACUGCAGGCUGCAGAGGCCAAGAAGAAGAGUGAACUGGAGGCAUGUCAGGGAGAAAAGAAACAUGUCGCUGAUGAGGUGGGGGCCGUUGAGGCAGAGAACAGUAACUCCAAAACUGAGUUUGAGAAGCAAAAGGCUGCCUGGGUAGCAGAGAUGACGUCUCUCAAACAGCAGAUGGCGCAGCGCAGCAAAGUGUGUGUCUUUGUGAAGAAGGACUCUGUAGAGGCAAGGAAACUGUGUGGGGAUGAACCGCCUAAACAAGAGGCCACUCCAAAACCAGAUGCCCCCAAACCAGAAGAAUUAAAAGCAGAUGCUCCCAAACCUGAUUCUCCUAAAGAAGCCCCUAAACAAGAGGCUGCCCCCAAACCAGAAGAACCCAAACCUGAGGCUCCAAAGAUGAGAUGAGCAGAGCUGGGGUGGGUGACGAGAAUGGGAAGAGCAACAUGGAAUCAAAGAAAAUACAUAAGGAAGGCGGAUGAAAAAUGGAGUCCUUCUGCAGGACAUUUCUCUGUUUCUUUUUAAACUCGUUAGAACUUGUCCUUCAUGCUACUUUAGAGUGUCUAUUAACUACCAUCUAACAUGAGUGGAUAUUGAAUACUUUUUGUUAACCUUGUCCAUUCCUCUCUCUCAGUAUGACCCUCCCUCAGGGGGUGUUUGUGUGUGAUUUGAACAAAUGUGUAUGUGCCACCAGUAUCGACCAAUCGGAAAGUCCAGAGCCUCUCUCUGUCACUCCUCAUCAUCCUCACUCUGUUACCCCGGUGACGGUAUUAUGCAGUGGUGGCGACCAUAGCAUUGACCAAUCAAAUGUUGUGGAUUAAACUAACUGUUAUUUCUGUUAGUCUGAUUCUGAUGUAAUAAAGCUUAACCCUAAAGGAAA
Molecule: messenger RNA, 1115 nt
Organism: Salvelinus fontinalis (brook trout)
Lineage: Eukaryota; Metazoa; Chordata; Actinopteri; Salmoniformes; Salmonidae
Exons: 5
Coding region: 2-643 (213 amino acids)
Source: RefSeq, a predicted model, not a curated record